AUGCAAUCAAAGCUCGCCUUUUCUCAUCCAGUGAGCACCACUGCAGCUGCUUUGGCCUACAUUCCAUCACAGCCGGUCAUUCCACUUUCUAAUGGUCCCGUCCGGCACAUGAACUCCAUUGCUGCAGCCAAUUCACUCUCUGAUUGCAGUGCUUCAUGGCAAUCGUCCUCAUCCAAUCUAUUGCCUGCACAGUCGUUUUCCAUAGACCAUGACUUGCAUUCCUUCAAUACUCUCGACUCGACCAGCCACCAUAAUCAUGCUAUGUUUGGCAGCAUCGUCGACAAUGACCCAUUUGCUGCUACUCAAGGUCUGUUUGGGGUUGACUUGGGUAACGGUCUUUUGGAUGCUUCCGAACAAAAGUUUUUCAAUGAGUUUCUGAAUGGUCUGGUGAGUAAUAGUGGUAGUGAUCUCGACAAUGGCUUUUUGGACAUGACUGCUCCUUCCUCGGCAAGCACUGAGAUUACAUAUGGGAGUCAUACUCGACCUGUUUCUGCAGUCCCUACUGCACAUAGUAACAAUACUAGUCCGCAACUCCUUCCACAGUCGUCGUACUCAACUUUUAAUCAAUUCAAUGCUUCCUGCAAUAAUCCUUCUGCUAAUAUGUCUUUCAACAGCUCCACUGAACAGGGUAAAAACAUGUUGUACAAUGGAAACUGCAAUAUUACCAGCAGCAAUCACUCUGCCUUGUAUAAUGACGGCCUGGCUCCCGUUAAUAAUAGUAAUGCUCAUUCAUUUGGUAACCAUCCAACGGGGCUCAUGUCUAGCUUUCACAAUGACUCUGCGUCAAUUGCCGUGAAUAGAUUGUUUGCACAUUCUGGAACAGAAACUCCAUAUAUGCUUCAGUCUUCAUCCAGCAAAACCUCUGCAUCUGUAUCACCUAUUGGACAAGUCGGGUCAUUGAUACCCACUCCUGAUAUCUCUGGAAAGUCCGAUGACCAAAUGCUCGGUCCAUUGCUAGUAAGCAAAAAACGGCCGCUGUUUACUGCAUCGAGUGGCAAUGAUCGAAUGGAUAGUCAAGGGUAUCCAGCAAGCGAGUCAGAGCCUACGGCUAGUUUGCAACUCAAUACAGUGACUUCGACUGCUUUACCACAGAGUUUAACACCAGUAGUCUUGCCAAGCACUAGUCUUGCAUCUGCUUUAUUACCUUCAAAAACAACAGCAUCUUGCACUAUGCCAGCUAUUACACGAUCAAAGGGUAGAGCACGUCGCUCUUCUUUGGCAAAAUCUGCAGCUAUGGCGACAGAUCCACCACAAAUUCCAGAUCUGAUGGCAUCUGAUCACAUCAUUGAAACUACUAUUGUAGCUGCAGCGAACACAGGUAAUGUGCAUGCUUUACCUACAUCUAUACCAGCUACUAGAAAGGCAUCACGAUCAUUCAAAAACGUAUCAGAAACAUCCAAAAUCAAAACCAACUUGUCAAAAGCAGCAUCAUUUGAUGAGGAGGAUACAUCGCAAGGUACAACACAACCUUUUAAAAAUACAAUGAAUCAAAAUUCACUAGCAACACAACCCGAUCCAGAACAACCCGUCACAUCAGUUUCUAAGCGCAAGCAAAUCAAACGAGAUCUUCUCACUGAAGACGAAAAGAGAUUCAAUCAUGUUGUAUCUGAGCAAAAAAGACGUAAUUUAAUACGGAUUGGAUUCCAGACUCUUGUGGAUCUAACGCCAUUUCUUGCCAACACACCGCCUGUCUCAACUGGACCUGGUAAUACAGGUGGAUGCCACAGCAAAAGUGCCAUACUGUUCAAAUCAGCAGAUUAUAUUCGAGAGUUAAAAGCACAGGUGGAUGCUUUGAAAAGCGAGCUUGAACGCCAAUCUAAAGAGUUGGGAGUAGAUGGAGAUAUUGAACGUAUUAUGGAACAGGCAUCAAGUGUAGCAGCAGAAGUUUCGAUGGAAGCCAGUGCAUCUUGUGGGGCCAUGGGAAAUUGUUGAAUGAAUCUAGAUAGUCUUUGCAU
This is a messenger RNA of Batrachochytrium dendrobatidis JAM81, 1955 nucleotides long. RefSeq lists its product as uncharacterized. The transcript has a single exon. Lineage: Eukaryota; Fungi; Chytridiomycota; Chytridiomycetes; Rhizophydiales. Gene Ontology annotation, biological process: regulation of transcription by RNA polymerase II. Gene Ontology annotation, molecular function: protein dimerization activity; DNA-binding transcription factor activity, RNA polymerase II-specific; RNA polymerase II cis-regulatory region sequence-specific DNA binding. The record is from RefSeq and is a predicted model, not a curated record. Bases 1 to 1932 code for a protein of 643 amino acids.